AUCAGCGAGGAGCACAGGAAGUCCUGCCUGCAGCUCUCACGAGAACUGAGGACCCGUUUUCUCUUCUUUUUUUUUUGUUUUUUUGUUUUGUUUUUUAUGGGACGGAGUCUGGCUCUUGCUGCCUAGGCUGCAGUGCAGUGGUGUGAUCUGGGCUCACUGCAACCUCCGCCUCCUGGGUUCAAGCAAUUCUCGUGCCUCAGCUUCCUGAGAGGACCCGUUUUCUAAGAGGUCCUAGUGGUGCCGCUGCCUGCAGGUUCUUUGAGGGCGCCACAUCAGGGGUCCCUCAGGUUCGGGGAUCGCCUCUAGCUUCCCAGGACAACCAGCCACGGAUCCUGUGGGCAGGAGGGCUGCCAAGGCCCAGUUGGAGGCUCAAUUUAUGGCGGCCCAGGGGAAGAAGCAUGCAGGAAAGGAUCCAGUCCGUGAUGAAUGUGAGGAAAGAAACCGUUUUACAGAAACAAGGGAGGAAGAUGUAACUGAUGAGCAUGGGGAAAGAGAACCUUUUGCUGAAACAGAUGAACACACGGGGGCUAAUACCAAGAAGCCAGAAGAUACUGCAGAGGAUCUUACUGCAAAAAGAAAAAGGAUGAAAAUGGAUAAAGCUUGCAGCAAAAUAAAGAACAAAAGUAAACAUGCUUUGAGAAAAAAACAACUUAAAAGGCAGAAACGUGAUUAUAUACAUUCUCUGAAGUUGCUAAAUGUCCUUGAAGAAUACAUCAGAGACGAGCAGAAAGAGGAAGAAGAAGAAGAGGGACAAGAGGAAGAACUAAUUAGAAUAUUUCAAGAACAACAGAAGAGGUGGCAACAAUAUAGAAGUGUUAGGAGAGAGAGGCUGAAAGAGAUGAAGCUGCUACGUGACCAAUUCGUAAAGGCUCUUGAGGACUUUGAAGACCUUUGUGACAGAGUUUUUUCCGAUGAAGACAGUGAACUUGAUAACUAGACAUGUUUUUAAAUAAAAUCAUGUCAGAACUCUUUUGGAAAAGUUGGCACUUACCCAGUUGUCUCUUCAACCUCUGUUAUUCUGAUGACUGAAGAAAGAACUUGAACCUAUGUUAUAUGAUACAAGCACAACUUGAGCUACAGUAAACUACAUGACAGUGUUUUGAUAAUUCUUGUAUAAAUUCAUAUAGCUCCUCUGUCAUUUGUCUGUUAAAUGCCAGACCUCGUUUCUAUGAUCUGUUGAAUGAAUCCUAGACACUUCUGUGAGAAAGCAGGGAUUGCAUAGUUAUGUACACGGUCAACUAAAUUUUAACAUUAAAGAUAAUUUAGAUUUCAGUUCA
This is a messenger RNA of Pan troglodytes (chimpanzee), 1277 nucleotides long. It is a transcript of the gene FAM9B, whose product is annotated as family with sequence similarity 9 member B. Bases 377 to 937 code for a protein of 186 amino acids. The transcript is spliced from 9 exons. Gene Ontology annotation, cellular component: synaptonemal complex. Lineage: Eukaryota; Metazoa; Chordata; Mammalia; Primates; Hominidae. Gene Ontology annotation, biological process: meiotic cell cycle; spermatid development. The record is from RefSeq and is a predicted model, not a curated record.